Messenger RNA from Tricharina praecox, 237 nucleotides. RefSeq lists its product as uncharacterized. Bases 1 to 237 code for a protein of 78 amino acids. The record is from RefSeq and is a predicted model, not a curated record. The transcript has 2 exons. Lineage: Eukaryota; Fungi; Ascomycota; Pezizomycetes; Pezizales; Pyronemataceae.
AUGAACAACUUCAACAUGCCCGUCGUCGACCCCCUCACCGCGGCCGCCGGAACUACUCCGUUCGACUCCGUCACCCCGGUCGACCCAGUUGACUACGCCAAGAAGUUUCAUUCCGACGAGAUGUCCGAGAAGGCCAUUGGACUCGUCGUCAUGUUUGGCCUCUUUGGUGCGAUCGGUCUGAUCUAUGCCGGCCUCCAUUGGAGAAAGUUCUACAACUGUUGUCGCCGUCGUCAGUAG